Molecule: messenger RNA, 2330 nt
Organism: Osmerus eperlanus (European smelt)
Lineage: Eukaryota; Metazoa; Chordata; Actinopteri; Osmeriformes; Osmeridae
Gene: st6galnac5a
Product: ST6 (alpha-N-acetyl-neuraminyl-2,3-beta-galactosyl-1,3)-N-acetylgalactosaminide alpha-2,6-sialyltransferase 5a
Exons: 5
Coding region: 246-1235 (329 amino acids)
Biological process (GO): oligosaccharide metabolic process; ganglioside biosynthetic process
Molecular function (GO): alpha-N-acetylgalactosaminide alpha-2,6-sialyltransferase activity
Source: RefSeq, a predicted model, not a curated record
AUGGAGAAAUACGACAGUCAACAUCUGUCGUCUUUCGGCUACUCUAUGAAAUGCGCUCCGGUUCUAGUCUCCAUCCAUACAGGCAGUAAUCUGACAUAGUGCAGAAACCCUUCACAGCACAAUGUUGAUCGCGUGAACCUGCAGGGAUGCAAGUGGAAUUUUCGGUUUUAGUGUAUUCAGACUGAUGUUAAGGAAAAGUGGACACACAUGUGCAGACUCGUGGAAUUAAGACAGUCUGUCGCAAAAUGAAGACUCCUUUGCGCCAUGGGGUAGCCGUGUUUUUAGUGAUUACUAUGUGUGCGAGCUUGUUCCUCGUUUACAAUACCAGUUUCAACUAUGCGUCCAGAGAAGCUAACGAUACGAAGAAUCGGCAAACCGACCAGACCACCAAACCUCCUCUCAAGGAGCCCAAGCCUUAUGCUGCGCAAGUCUUACAGGGCUACAGUGGCAUAAUAGACCACAAGCCUCUCAAAAUGCACUGCCAGACCUGUGCCCUGGUGACCAGCUCCGGCCACCUGAUUGGUGGGGGCCGCGGCGAGGAGAUCGACCAGGCCGAGUGCGUGAUCCGGAUGAACGACGCCCCCACCACGAGGGGCUACGGCCGAGACGUGGGCCUCCGGACCACCCUGCGCGUCGUCGCCCACUCCAGCAUGCAGCGGGUGCUACGCAAUCGCCACGAGCUGCUCAACGCCAGCCAGGACACGGUGUUCAUCUUCUGGGGCCCCAGCAGCUACAUGAGGCGGGACGGGAAAGGUCUGGUGUACAACAACCUGCGCCUGAUGAACCAGGUGCUGCCCAAGCUCAAGGUCUACAUCAUCUCCUGGCAGAAGAUGCUGCAGUUCGACGAGCUCUUCAAGAGGGAGACGGGCAAGGACAGGAGGAUCUCAAACUCCUGGCUGAGCACAGGUUGGUUCACCAUGACCAUCGCCUUGGAGCUGUGUGACCGGAUCAACGUCUUUGGCAUGGUGGCUCCUGACUUCUGCAGGGAGCCCCAGCGACCCUCAGUCCCCUACCACUACUACGAACCCCGCGGGGCGGACGAGUGCGUCAUGUACAUCUCCCACGAGCGUGGUCGCCGUGGCAGCCACCACCGCUUCAUCACAGAGAAGCGAGUCUUCGCCAACUGGGCGCGAAUAUUCGACAUCCACUUCUACCAGCCGGACUGGAGCCCCCCGCCCCUCCCUGCCAACCGGACGCUGGGCGGCGUGGUCACUGUGAUGCCCGAGAACACGUGACUUGCAGGGAAAGAGGUUGAAGAGAUGGACUGGUCAAAUGGACUGAGGAUGGUGUGGCUCAACACUGAGCACCAUGCUGAUGACCUGCUGCUGGCCUCCUCUGCUUGAUGUGGGCAAUCAUGGUACUCUCUGAUUGGAUGCUAUGGAAGAGGAGGGACAGAGUGAGGCAUGCAUUCCUAUUGGACAUUGCUGUGUGCCACUUUCAGUGCAGUGUUAUACCAUUGUACAUUCCAGUCAGCUACUGCAUGUUUGGGUAUUGUUUAGAGUGGAUUUGGUAGCGUGCGUGCGUGUGUGUCUGUGCGUCCAUUUGUAUGCAUGACUGAGAUAUUUCACAUAAGACCACAUGUCGAAAUAUCCCUUGACUGUAUGACAGUAGGUAAACACUGUAUCAAGGAGUGAACACUCUGAACUGUGCCCACCUGAACACUGGACCUUACUCAACCCAUGAUCACAGGCUGCAUACUGGCCAUACGAUCACAUUCACACACAUUUGAUCUGAUUAAGCUCAGAAUUAAUGGGUUAUUAAUGUCUACCUAUUCCACUAUCAUGUCCCACGUUGGUAUGACUGCACAGAGGCCUGCUCAGGGGUUGGUAGGGUGAGGGGGGGUUGGUGUAGAGCGGCGGUGUGGUGAUCACGCUUCACGGCUGUCAGAAGUCGAGACAUGAAUCUUUUAGCGGGCCCUGUCUGCCCCCGUCAGAGGUGCACGUGUGCGCUCGCGCAUGUCAAACGCGCGGCUCUAUCGCUCACAGAUAUCUGAGUGACAAGUGGGUGUCAUUUACAAUAAUGUUUUCCGUGUGUGUGUGUGUGUGUGCACGCGAGUUGUCUGUGUACGCGCUAUGCUGUGUGUGUGUGUAUCAGCAAGCUUUGUCAGAUCUCUCUCUGGUUUAAUAGGGCAAUUUAUACAGCUACAAGCCAGAUUGUCAUGUAAAUGUUGCGCCGUGUCUCACACGACCAGCUGGAGAUUAAGAUGGAGGGGAAGCUUGUGACAGGCUCAUCCAACUGGACUCGCACCGCUUUGCUUUAGACCAAUCGAAUGUGCAGUCAUUUUGAAGAAAGAUUGAUUUGAUCACAUAUGGAUAUGGGGUAUGUGGAUC